AUGGAAGCCCGCUACUUAGCCAGGGGCCUCCGCGCCCGGCCAACCCCAUGGCUCUUCGCCGCGCGCCAACAAACUGCCAUCCAGCAAUCCUUCCUCAAUACACUCCGCUACAACUCCUCAAAUAACUCUCCUAAACUACCGCAAUCCACAGAAGCUCCAGCAGCCGCGGCAGCAACCCCAUCACAACCGCCAGCCGCAAAUGGCCGUCAGAGUGUCGCCUCCGACUUCGACGACAUCCUCAAUAAACUCGACCUGGGCAGCCCGUCCCAGUCCAGCACACAGGCGACUGCGCCACGCGCCAAUCCCAGUUCCGUUCGCCCCGUGAAACCUGCCCAGCCCAGCCCUAUCGGCGCGGAGUUGAAGCUCGGUCCCACUCUCGGUCGUCAAGUCUACGUUGAGCCUGAGCGUGGAAUGGACCUCCCUGCUGCAAUUCGUAACUUGCAACAAACCUGUAUCUCCAAUGGCGUGAAGAUGCAGUCGAAUAAGCAGAAGUUCCAUGUGCGGAAGGGUAUGGUGCGGAAGGAGCUUCGCAGGACUCGGUGGCGGAAGCUGUUCAAGUUCUCCUUCAAGGCUACUGUGAAGAAGAUUCAGCGCAUGCAAGCCCAGGGUUGGUAA
This is a messenger RNA of Penicillium chermesinum, 615 nucleotides long. Its product is annotated as mitochondrial 37S ribosomal protein bS21m. The coding region runs from base 1 to 615 and encodes 204 amino acids. The transcript has a single exon. Gene Ontology annotation, biological process: translation; mitochondrial translational initiation. The record is from RefSeq and is a predicted model, not a curated record. Lineage: Eukaryota; Fungi; Ascomycota; Eurotiomycetes; Eurotiales; Aspergillaceae. Gene Ontology annotation, cellular component: ribosome; mitochondrial small ribosomal subunit. Gene Ontology annotation, molecular function: structural constituent of ribosome.